This is a messenger RNA of Penicillium canescens, 453 nucleotides long. RefSeq names its product nucleotide triphosphate diphosphatase NUDT15. The coding region runs from base 1 to 453 and encodes 150 amino acids. Gene Ontology annotation, molecular function: 8-oxo-7,8-dihydrodeoxyguanosine triphosphate pyrophosphatase activity. The record is from RefSeq and is a predicted model, not a curated record. Gene Ontology annotation, cellular component: cytosol. Gene Ontology annotation, biological process: dGTP catabolic process. The transcript is spliced from 3 exons. Lineage: Eukaryota; Fungi; Ascomycota; Eurotiomycetes; Eurotiales; Aspergillaceae.
AUGGAACCUAAAGUCGGCGUCAGCGUAUUCGUGCGGAAUAAUAGGGGCGAGUUCGUUCUCGGAAAACGACGAGGAAGUAUUGGAGCAGGUACUUGGGGCCUACCGGGCGGACACCUCGAAUUCGGCGAGUCUUUCGAGACCUGCGCAGCACGAGAAGUGCUCGAAGAGACUGGGCUUAUUGUCCAUGAUCUGCGGUUCUUGGCCGUCGUGAACAGCGUCAUGCAUGCAGAAGGCAAACACUAUGCCGUUGUGUUUGUCGAGGGGUAUGUUAGUGAGGCAGCCGGGGGCGCUGCGCAACCUCGGAUACUCGAGCCCGAGAGCUGCACUGCAUGGGAGUGGGUUUCGUGGGGUGAUCUGCGCUCUUUUGACGAGGACCAGAAAAGAUCUGAGGGACGGAGACUGUUUUCACCUCUUUCAGAACUAUUUCAGCAGUGGCCGGAAUUUCAUCUGUAG